AGAAGAAAAGACGGUAAAGGCUAUUAAUAGCUCAGAAGGGCGUGGGUUAAUUUACGGCACGAACUCCCAGGUACCACGUGAUUCACCCGCGACCCGCCACUUUGUUGUCGUCGUCCUUGUUGAUCGACUUUAGGUCGCUGACUUUCCCUGCCAUUGCCUCACCUUAAAAACAUUAAAAGACAAGCGACAUGCAAAUGAUUUGUUCAGUCACGGGAGGGGUCUUCAUUCCGAAGCUGGAGGUGUGGGUUGUUUGUCUGGCUGCCGGAGCCUCGUUCUGUUAUGUAUUCAAUUACGUCAUCCGCGCCUAAACGUGGCGGUAGGCGCGUGCAUUGUCACACCUUAUGUUGUAAGAGGCACGUGGACUUGACCAGGGCUGCUGAUUUAAUUGCUGCACAAGUUGUCGGAAUGACGUUUCGCCGGAUGUUGUGCAUACCUGCACUGGGGCCCCGCCCUUUCCGGUCAGACGAAAAGCCGCGGAGGAUGUCCCCUCCUACACACAAGAGGAGUGAGACUCGGAGAACAUCAACUCCAUUAUCCUCCCCCAACCUGUCAUCUACAGAAACCUUUUGUCUCGCUGCUUAUCUUCAUUAAGACUCACGCCGGUCAGGGACUAGCUGCGCGCCAUGCACCUGUGCGAACUUCCGGCGUCUUACUCUUUCUGGACCUCGGCUAACUUCUUCGAUGGAGAGUACUAUGUCUAUCACGGUGGUAACGCCAGAGGGCCAGAACAAGGCGUGGGAGGUAGCCCGCAGGACCAGCCACCUGAUAACGACAGCAACAGUGUGUUAUCCCCACCUUCACAUCCACAGCAGCCGUCGUGGGCCACCAUGGACGGACCUACCUACGCGUGUGACUACCUCGGGUACAACACCCUGUCCAAGCCGGCCACGGGAAUCCAGAUGUUGCAGCAGCCCAUCAAGGAGCUGUAUCUCAAGUUCCGCAAACACUUGUCCACUGGCGGGGGCCCCCGUCGCGCCUCCUUCAAGGUGACGCCUGCCGGCCUGCUGGUGGCUGUCGCGGACGGCAAGGAGCGCAGUGAGAUGUUCUUUGACCUCAGCUCCAUCAACUUCCUAGAAGCCGUGCGGUUCUCUGUGCUGGGCAGCGAGAAAAAACCUAAAGCUAUCUUUGUGCCCAUCGAUGAGAGCCGGGGCCCCGUCAGCGACAAGACGGCCUUCAGCCUGGACAAGAAUUUUCACUUCCUGAUCAAGGCAGGCCACCAUCCUCUCUUGGUCUGCGUCCUGCGCAGACCCAAAGGGGUUAAAAUGCUGGACUGUCACGUGUUUGCGCUGGACACACCCGAGAACGCUGUGUACAUCGCCUCCCUCGUGCAACGCCUGCAGCAGUCAGGAGGGAGCAGCAAGGACUUUCCGGUUGGCGCAGAACCCCGCCAAGAUGGCGGCUUCAAUCGAGGCGUCAAAGGCGACGUCAUCAGAACAGAGUUUGGGGACUACUCGGUGUACAGAGGUGGUACAGGCGGUCCUCAGCCUUUCGAGUUAAGAGACGAGCACUUCAGAGGAGCAGCAGGAGACGGGAAUGGAGGAGGAAAUGGGGGCGGAAUUCCUCCACAAAUGGAUUACCCGGGUAAUAGAGGAGGGCACCCUAACCCGAGGGAGACGUACCCUGCGGAGAACGCAGAUAGACCACGGUACGGGUGGUCCUAUGACAAGCCGCAGAGUGGCGAGGACUACAAACGCGUGUCUGGACAAUAUAUGGGCGACGGUCGCCCGAUGAGCGGCGGUCAGAUACCCGAUUCCCCAACCCCCAUCGGAGGAGACAGUCGCCAGUUCCCACGCGGAGACGUUCGACCUGGCGGCCAGUUUCCAGGUGACGGACGUUCGGCGGGAGACUUUCCUGGAGGGGCUGAGCGGCAGCCUGCUCGUGGUGGCUCCCUAUAUGACCAUCUCGGAGGUCCCUACAGACGGCAGGAAAUUGAGAGGUCAGAGGUCGCCCACGUUCGCGAACGGUCAGGGGACAGCACAGACAGCAGGCCCAGCUUCGAUCGGAGCUCGGUUUCGGGGUCAGAGAGGAUGGGAGGUGUUCGUCCUUACGACGAUUUUGGCCCCAGCGGUCGAGGAGGAUUUGGCGAGUCACGCGGAUCUCAGCGGUCAGAAAUGCCCCCCAGGGUGAUGGACAAGCCCGUCUCGCCAGUUUGCGGCAUCAGCCAAACGGGCAGCAGUAUAUGCCUGGAGGCAGCCCGAUUCCAGGUCAAGGACGCCUGUCGCCACACCAGGGGGCGAGCCCCCUAUGUCACCCACCUCCCCUUACGGACCAGGUGGCUCCGGGGAGUGCCUGGGAGCAGAAUCUCUGAAGCUCCCGCCUUCUCCCUUUCCAACCGCGAGAGCCGCGGCGACGUGCCCGAUGACCCGCAGGGCAACAAGCCGGUGGCUAAAGUGCCCCCGCACCUCAAGGGGGUCAAGGUCUUGCCCUCCAACUUCCUUGACGUCAAGCUUAAACCGAAGCCCAAGCAAUCAGAGGAGACAGAAGGUGGGGGCUACGAUAACCAAAAGAACAUCAUGGUGCAGUACAAGCAGCUGCAGGAAAUGGAGGCCCAGGGUAAUAAGGGCUUUGGCGAUCCGGAAGUCGAGAAGCGCAGCUACAACAACAACUGGAACGACGACCUCAAGUCUGGGGGUGGUGACGUCAUGUAUCGCCGACACCCGGGCGACCCGGCGACCGCCGCUACAUUGAAGAGUACUCGGCUGGUGGGGGAGACCAAGUACGGGAGGAGAGGGUACGACCCGCGUUACGAUGAGGGCAGCGGAGGCCAGGCAGGGGGCAAGUAUCGCCAUAGUUCUCCAACCUACGGCGAUCGCUUCGGCCCCAGCGACAACAGCGCCCCCGCGCAGGCCCCUGGCGCUCCUCCCGGAAACUGGCGCGCCACUUCCGCCUACGAGAUGGGACAAGGCGGCUUCCAGCGUGGAGGACCCCAGCACGGACAGGGUGGUGGUCAGCUCCCAUACGACAUGGGACAGAACUACGACCGCGGGUAUCAACAGCAACAGCAGCAACAACAGGGGUACGGGCGGGGAAUGGUUGCCCCGGGCAACGCACCCAAUGAAGAGGGACUGCAGGGGCGGAAGAAAGACGCGGAGAUUGCCAACAUGUUUCGAAUUUCAGGUUGCAGGGGAGAGAAGACCCUUAUACAACGGACAGAAGCAACAUUGAGCAGGGUCUGGGUUACCUCCCCUGAGUGUCUGCUAGGAACUAUUUCUGUAGAAACUGUUUAUGUUUGUGGUUGGUCCCCAUCCUUCCCAUGCGUGAAGUCGGUGUAGUUGAUACUCAGAAGACAUAGCUACCAGACUAUUUUCAUUUAUAUCUAUUAUAUAUAUGUUAUUUCAAGCGAUAAACAAGUAAACAAGAAGUUUGUCAAUUUCGUCAGAUGGUGAGAUUGCUGUAUAAAAUGGAGAUGCUGUAUUUUUGUACAUAAUGUAUUUUAAUUGCAAAAUAUUUUAAUUGUGUAACAUCAGAGAACCUUAGGAUUGCCGCUUGUUUGGUUUUUGUUUGUUUGGCUUUUUUUUUUUUUUUGCUUAUAUUUUGCACCUGUAAAAAUAACUUUGAAUGGCUGUAACAGGUUUGCUACAAAAUAUAUGUACGUAAAUAUUUGUUGGUAAUUUCGUUAACAGAAGCAAUGCGCCGAUGUUGUAACUUGCAGCAGGCUUUGGGAAGUAAGUCUGGGAUUUAUUUUCUUUUUUUGUUCGUGAAAUAUUAAUCAAAUAUAAUCCCGAUUAAGAAUUUAAUUUCUUAUAAAGAAAAAAAAAAAACGGCAGAAGAUCAAAGAGAGCUUUUUAACAUUAAUAUACAAAGUCAGUUAUGAGUUUCUGAGUUGAGUAACCACGAAUUAACGACGAAAUUUCUUACCUGGAUUGCAUUAUGUUUUGUAGAUGUUACAGUGUAUGUUAAUAUCUGUGUACAUGUGUAUAGUGUGUUGUAAUAUGUCUGUAGGUGUUUGUAGAUAAGUGUAUUUGUUUGUGUGUGUGAAAAUGAGCGAGUCGGAUCGAGAGACACUGAAUCUCUGCAAUUUAUAUUUUCUACUUACCCAUGUCAGUAAGGUAGAAGGAUUUGUAAGUAAACAAACAAAUGUUUUCACAGAAUUGCCUGUAAGGGACGUGCUGUGUGGCAAGACCAUACCCUGCUUUAUCUCACAAGGGUUUGACAUAGCAACAUAUUUCUGACUCCAUUCUAUUGCCUAUAUCUACUUCUAACAGACGUAAACUACAUAAGUAUGCAAAUGAUGCCGCUCUUCUCUUUUCUCCUGUUUUAUUUCAAUCACAAAACUAAUGCAACGUGCGGGUGAACGAGAGAUGAACAGUGUGUUUGUGUGUGUGUUCAAAGGCCGUGGAGAAGAGAUAUGGGAAACAAACGCUGCCCUGCAUCACUCUGGCCCGUCAGCGUGUAAAUUAUUGUUGAUUCUUUGUUUACCAGCCGGUCGUUUUUGACUUGUGGGCGAUCCUGUGAUAAGAGAAUUUCGGCCUUAUAUUUACUGCUGUUGCCCUGUCAACAAACACACGCCUCUUGGCACUUUCUUUCUGGCCUUGUCCAUGUUUUACUGAAAUUGUUUCUUGGUAAAAAUAUGUUGUCAGACAUCCGACAUUUCUCUCGCCCUUUUAAACUAAUGAAAGUAAAGUUGAUGGAGUAAGUAGAUUACUUAUAUUGCAGCAGCUUGACCUUUUUUCAUGUUUGGGUUAGGGUUUGGAGAACAGACUUUUGAAAGUGGAGAUGUAGGCAAUGAAGUCUGAUUGGCUGGACCUUUGUAGCAUGUCUGCGUCCCUCAACAUGCUGUACGCACACUUCUAUAAUGCUACUGGCCAUACAAGGAGUUCUUUUGCAUGCAAUGUUUGUGUGUGAUGAACAAGACUGACAAACAUUUACUCAGAUUAUUUUCUAGAUAUUUUUUGCUUGUUGCUAAUGACUCAUUGUCCUUCAAAUCUGUUUUUGUACCAUGUUGAGACUUCUGCUGCUUACUUUGUGUAGAAUUGUAGGUAAACUGGUCACGUGACGGCUGAGUGAGGUGAUGGCGGGGACCAGCCCUGACAUGUUGUGUACAUACAUUUUCAUGUUUUACCUACGUAUACACAGUUGUAGCCCCUGCACCGCUGGCUGAACGUUGACUUGUAUAUGGGUGUGUCUGUGUUCUAAUGUGGGUGUGUAUAUGAUGUGUAUAUCCAGGGCUUAGUAUUACAGCAUGCGGUGUAGUGUGAAUAAUGCAGUGUAGUGUGUAUAGUGUGCGGGUUAGUGUGAAUAAUGCAGUAUAGUGUGACUAGCGCACUGUAGUGUGCGUAGUGUACAUCAGGAUAGUGAAAUAAGCGUAUUUCGACUAGGGACGUUUUAAUUUUUUUUUAUAGAAAAAUGUAUUCAUAAAUAAAAAAUAAAAAAACAGAAUAUUUUAAUGUACAGACCAACUUUAUUUAGAAGAAUGGAGGGAGCGUUUGACAAAAAUAUUCUUAGUCAAAGAGACUUUAUACCCAAUGUCCCCUGAUGGACAGGUGAAGACAUGCAGAUGACCAGCAGAAUUGUACAUAUUUAAAUAUAACCAGUGUUACAGAUAAUUUCCUUUGCUGACAAAAUUGUCGUGGAAAAUGCUUAUCAUGUUUUAACCAUCCACAAUUAUUAGAACUUUGUUUCCUUUUAAAAAUACACUUUGCCUUCAACACUGGUUUUAUUACUUUGAUGCGACACAGAAGAUGGUCGAGUCCGUGCGUUGGCAUGUGUGAGCGCGGUUCACUGCAUGCUUGCACGCGUAAAUGAGUAGGUUUGAGUGAGCAGAAAAUGAUAAGUUGAUGUAUUAUAAAUAAUACUUUAACCUUCUACCAGCUAAACGCAUGUUUGUUGAAGUAAUAUUAACACCCGUUGAGCGUUGAAAGUUCCGAUCCUUAAAGAAACGAUUCUAGAUCUUAUAUUUCACUGAUGUCAUACAGAAAUGAAGAAGUUUACUGUUUUCUGCGUUUCUUGUGAGCCUGGAACCCUAUUUCCUUGGAGACAUACUUGACCCAAUUUUUUUAAAAUAUAAAACUCCAGUUCUGGAAUUCUCUGCUUUUCUUGGAUUUUUAUUCUGUGCAAAGCCAGCUGGUUAGCGUCUGGAAUGUUUGACAUUUUGUGACGUUUUGAGGGACGUUGACAUCUGGAAUGUUUGACAUUUUGUGACGUUUUAGCGUAGGCCGACGUCUGGAAUGUUUGACAUUUUGUGACGUUUUAGCGUAGGUUGACGUCUGGAAUGUUUGACGUUUUGUGACGUUUUAGCGGAGGUUAAUAUCUCGAUGCCCAGACAGGCGUUACAUAAAGGUUCUAUGGUUGAUAUGAUAUGAUAUUAUAUUAAAGCUUGCAGAUAGAAGAAAUUCUGUAUUCGUUUGUAGACUUGAAAGUCUGUCGUCAUCAUUAACUGCACUAAUAUUAAUGAAUUAAAGUUAGUUCAAUCUGUCUGCUGCAAUUGUCAACUUUGCACACAGUGAUUUCAUCAGCUUUAGGGAAAAUGAUAUUUUGAGUUCCGCAGACAUAUUGUCAAGAAUGUGUGUCAAGAUGUCUUAGUUGAGAUAACUCACAUAAUUAUAGGAUUAUUUGAUGAAAUGGACUACUCAUAGUUUAUAUAUAAAAAAAAACCAACUGAUUUUGCUUGACUGUCCUAUUUGUGUUUCUGUCAUCAACGAAGAUCUAAUUUUGUUUAUGUGCAUGAAACUGUGACAACGUUUGUUGACAGGAAUGCAGUAAACAUUGUGUAACAUGCAGUAAACAUGGUGUUUUGUACAUUCGUACCUUCACACGCUUACAAAGACUAAUAGCAACUUGCAUGUCUCCCUCACACAGUUAAUUAAAAAACUACUCUUUCUUGAUGUCAGCAUCUUCACGGAUAUAAGGCUAGCCAUCAUGCUGGCAUCACAUCAGAUGAGUUUAUCUUUCGUCUUAUCUUGUGUCUACUGAAGGCUCCGCUCCUGUACUGGAGAUGUGUAUCUCUGGACGCAGAAAUAUUUCUAACGGAAAUUUAAUAAAGCUCACUGUUAAUGAACA
Molecule: messenger RNA, 6999 nt
Organism: Pomacea canaliculata
Lineage: Eukaryota; Metazoa; Mollusca; Gastropoda; Architaenioglossa; Ampullariidae
Product: pro-resilin-like
Source: RefSeq, a predicted model, not a curated record